This is a messenger RNA of Cydia fagiglandana, 1617 nucleotides long. Its product is annotated as carboxypeptidase E-like. Gene Ontology annotation, molecular function: metallocarboxypeptidase activity; zinc ion binding. Gene Ontology annotation, biological process: protein processing; peptide metabolic process. The record is from RefSeq and is a predicted model, not a curated record. Bases 145 to 1584 code for a protein of 479 amino acids. NCBI's taxonomy places the organism in Eukaryota, Metazoa, Arthropoda, Insecta, Lepidoptera, Tortricidae. The transcript is spliced from 10 exons.
GUUUAGUUUGCGUGUCUUUGUAGGGUGUCGUUUUCUGUGAGCUUUUACGUAGGCGGGAAAUCGAUCGAUACUGCGGUAUCACAAGCUGAACGAAUAACAUGUGCAUUGUUUAAAAAUAAAGCAAAAUUUACUAUAACGAUAACAAUGGCAAAGUUAAUAGUGCUUUGUUUCGCUGUAUUUCUAACUGCGAAUGCCGAAUUUACUUGGAGACAUCAUAAUAAUGAAGAGUUGCCGCUAAUAUUGGAGAAAGUUCAUCAAAAAUGCCCAAACAUAUCGAGAGUUUACGCUCUUACCGAGCCGUCGGUACAAAAUGUUCCUCUUUACGUGAUUGAAUUCUCGGAUAAACCUGGAAUCCAUCAGCCUUAUAAGCCUGAAGUGAAAUAUAUCGGCAAUAUUCACGGGAAUGAGGUGCUGGGUCGGGAGUUGCUGCUAGGGCUAGCGCAUUAUUUGUGUGACCUGUACAUGAACCGCGACCGCCGCAUCCGAGCGCUCAUACACAACACGCGCAUCCAUCUGAUGCCGUCCAUGAACCCUGAUGGAUGGCAGUUGUCGACCGACACAGGAACCCAGGAUUAUCUCAUUGGCCGCUACAACAACCACACUGUGGAUCUGAACCGGAAUUUCCCGGAUCUAGACGCCAUCACAUUUGAGCUUGAGAGACAGGGCAUCAAUCACAACAACCACUUACUGAGAGAUGUGACCCGUCUUGCUGCUCCGCUCGAGCCUGAGACACGAGCGGUGAUGCGAUGGAUCAUGUCCAUACCGUUCGUGCUGAGCGCGGCCAUGCACGGCGGGGACCUGGUUGCCAACUAUCCAUACGACGAGAGCCGCAGUGGCGCCCCCGUCUCCGAGUACUCGGCCAGCCCUGACGACGACACUUUCAGGGCGUUGGCCCUGGCAUACGCGAUGAAUCACGCGGACAUGGCGUCCCCGCGCCGCCCGGGCUGCCACGCCACCAGCGCCGAUGACUCCGCCACUUACAACUUCGGCAAGCAGGGCGGCGUCACCAACGGCGCGGCCUGGUACAGCCUGAAGGGAGGCAUGCAAGAUUUCAACUACUUGGCCACGAAUGCGUUUGAAGUGACUUUGGAGCUCGGAUGCGAAAAGUACCCGAGUGCGGAUAAACUAGAGGCAGAAUGGGAGAGGAACAGGGAAGCCAUGUUGGCUUACUUGUGGAAGGCGCAUACGGGAGUGAAGGGUGUGGUGACUGAUGACUCUGGGUUUAUUCAGAACGCGGUGAUCUCCGUGGUGAACAUUACUGGACCGAUACCGAGGCCUAUCCGACAUGAUGUUACUACUGGUGCUUUCGGAGACUACUACCGCCUCCUUACCCCGGGCCACUACGAGAUAACCGCGAGCCACCCCGGCUACUUCUCCGUGUCACGAGUGGCUACAGUGCCUCACAACCAGAGCCAAGCGCACAUCCUCAACUUUAAGCUAGAGCCCACAACGAGCUGGUUCGACGAGGAGAUCGGGCCGUACCCGCGCGGGCUGCGCGAGGGCCAGCCGCGCAUCUACAAGCGCUCGCUCUACGAGAAGGUCGUCAACACCUUGGUGAAGACGGACAAACAUUCAACGAAGUAAACGAACCGCAGCACGGUCGCGUUCAUACCUACC